AAUGCUAUUGCUAUGGUGUGUUACCAAAAUAUGUCAAAUGACCUUGCUAGUUUGUAAACAAUACCUUGGUAAAGAGUUCACUUUGAUAUAAGUUUACUGUUUUAUUUCUAAAUUGUUUUUAAAGAAAGUGAGUUUAUUAAGGCUUUAAAGUGGCGGGUAACAAGCACAAGAUGAACAUCGAUUUCGAGACUAUGGCAGUUCUGGAAGAGGAAUCUCAAAACGAAUCCCUCGGCGGCGGGGUGUACGGUUCGACGGGGGCCUCAGGGGCGGAAGGUGGGGAGCGACGCGAGGGGGGCAAGCGCGGCCGAAGACCUGGCAGAAAAGCGCAACUUGACAAACAGGACAUGAAGGCUAAACUGGAGCGCAGCCGACAAUCAGCGCGCGAAUGCCGCGCCCGCAAGAAGCUGCGGUACCAAUACCUGGAGGAGCUGGUCGCAGACAGGGAGAGAGCAGUUAUCUCGCUCAGGAAGGAACUCGAUAAGUACUACAAAUGGAACCUCGAGCUAGAUCAAGGGCGUAUGCCGGAGGGGCUCGAGUGCGAGGCGCGACGCGACCGCGAUACAAAUCCAUUACUCCCUUGCCCUGAAGAAGGAAACUGA
Molecule: messenger RNA, 599 nt
Organism: Papilio polytes (common Mormon)
Lineage: Eukaryota; Metazoa; Arthropoda; Insecta; Lepidoptera; Papilionidae
Gene: REPTOR-BP
Product: cAMP-responsive element-binding protein-like 2
Exons: 5
Coding region: 171-599 (142 amino acids)
Biological process (GO): regulation of DNA-templated transcription
Cellular component (GO): nucleus
Molecular function (GO): DNA-binding transcription factor activity
Source: RefSeq, a predicted model, not a curated record